This is a messenger RNA of Hyaloperonospora brassicae, 621 nucleotides long. The record is from the annotation of a GenBank genome assembly. Lineage: Eukaryota; Oomycota; Peronosporomycetes; Peronosporales; Peronosporaceae.
AUGGUAUUGACGCACGAGACCCGCUACGUCUACCCCUUCCACUGGGACGUCGUCACGCGCGCGUUCUGGAACAAGUACCCGAAUAAGCGGCUCGCCCACGUCGAGCGUGUGGAUGUGCUGGACCGGCAGCUGGACGCGCAGGGACGACUGGUGACGACGCGACUGGCCAAAGUGACGCAAACGAACGUCCCCCAAUGGGUCCGCUCGGCUCUCAGUGACUCGACGUACGUGUUUGAAGAAACGAUAUGCGACCCGCAGCGCAAGCGGCUCGUGCUUCGAUCGACGAACCUGUCGCUGCGAUCGGUGGCAACGGUCGAGGAGACGUGUGUGUACUCGGUGCAUCCAGACGAUGAGCACAAGACGUUGUACGAAGCCGAGGCCAAAGUCACUGCUUUCGUGCCGCUAGUGGGUCGCAAACUCGAGAGCUUCUCGGCCAGUCGAGGUGCUGACACGGCGGCCAAAGGCAUUCGAGUUGUUGAAGAGAUUUGCAACGACAUUUUCCAAGGCACCUUCCAGCCGGCUUUCUGUGAGGCCAUGAGAGGCGCCGCUACGGCCUCGGUGGCUGCACACACGACACGAGAGAUGGUGAUUGCAGGGACACAGGAUGCAGACAAACCGUAG